This is a messenger RNA of Corythoichthys intestinalis (scribbled pipefish), 10971 nucleotides long. RefSeq names its product Nance-Horan syndrome b (congenital cataracts and dental anomalies) (gene nhsb). NCBI's taxonomy places the organism in Eukaryota, Metazoa, Chordata, Actinopteri, Syngnathiformes, Syngnathidae. The record is from RefSeq and is a predicted model, not a curated record. The coding region runs from base 346 to 5502 and encodes 1718 amino acids. The transcript is spliced from 13 exons. Gene Ontology annotation, biological process: cell differentiation; lens development in camera-type eye.
AUCGCAGAGGCGACACGCAUCCUCCUCCUCACACCACUGACCUGAGCUCCUGAGCUUAGCCGUGUCCUGACUGCAUGCGUGUACGCGGGUGUGUGAGCGGGAGUGUGAGUGAUGCCCUUAGUCGGCCAGCAGCGGCAGCAGCAGCAACAGCAGCAGCAGCAGCAGCACCAUGGAGGAUCUCAAGGAGAACUUUGGAUUUCCGCUCGGGAAUAACGCGCGCUCGACCUGAAAGCUCGCCAGGCUGCACGUUUCGGAUCUACUGGUUUGGAUGUUGUCCCUCUUUGCACCUUUUCUACACGCUGGGAUUUUACAUUUGCUUUCCGAGUGUCUUUCUGGGCGUGCAAAAUGCCUUUCGCCAAAAGGAUUGUGGAGCCCCCGCUUCUGUGCAGGCACCAGAUCCCCAACGAUGAGGGGAUGCUCUUCGAGGACCUGUGCGCCAUCAGCAACGUGGUUCUGUCCCGGACCUUGCGACAGCUGUCCGACCUGGCCCGGCACGCCUGCUCCUUGUUCCAGGAGCUGGAGAACGACAUCGUCAGCACCAGCCAGCGGGUUUGGGGGCUCCAGAACAAAAUAGGCCAGAUCCAGCAGCACGCCAGUGCCCUGGACCCCAAAAAGGAGGCAGUGCCCGUGUCAAACUUGGAUAUAGAGAGCAAGCUGUCAGCCCACUAUGAGGCCCCAUGGCACCAACAACACAAUGUGUUCCAUCCUUGCACCCGACCGCCAUGUCUGGAGGAGCUACACAAAAAUGCCCAGUUCAGCCUCCGAGCCCUGCACAGAGACGAAAAACAGAAUGAGCGCUCCACGAGUCGGGAGAAGAACAGAGUAACCAUCUCCAUCUCGACGGUGCCCCCAAUACCAACCUUCCCCUCACCGCAUUCUAUUAGGCGGCAACAGAGAAGCCGGUUGGCGCGAGCGCAAGAAAGAGAAGAGCGAGAACGAGAGUUAGACUAUCAACCCAGAAAGGAGAGGAUGGUGAGAGAAACCGAAAUCCAAACCGUUCAGAGAAAAGAGAGACCAAGCAAAGAAGCAGAUAUUCAGACAGUACAAAGAAAGUUUGAGUGCUUUUACUCACUUCAUCCUAUCGACGGAUGCAUCUUUAUGCCAUGGAAUCGAAAGGCUACCUCAACGGGCAAGGGAGACGAUGAUGAGACGUUAACGGGUCACAUAGCAAAGACUUCAGCAGCUGCGGUACCCUCCACGCAAGAAAAAGAAACCAAAUGGUCAAAGGAAAACACAUCCCACUCUGAUCAGAAGACAACUUCUGAGGAUUCACGUGCCGUCUCCUCAUGUAUCAUCCCCAUCAAUGUCACAGGAGUUGGAUUUGAUAGAGAGGCCAGUGCACGCUGCUCCCUUGUCCAUUCUCAGUCAGUUCUUCAGAGAAGACGGAAGUUGAGGAGGAGGAAAACUAUCACUGGAAUACCCAAACGAGUACAACAGGACAUGGACUCAGAUGAAUCACCAGUAGCAAGAGAGCGGACAGUAAUUGUCCAUGCCAAUCCGCACCAACUCUCGCUGUGUCACGAAGACUUCUCAAUUAGUGGUCGCCUUCACCACACUCGAGACUCUGGCUGCCAAACAGAUGAUUUCCUCAUAGCAUGUACAGCUGCGCCUUCCAGGAGACGCAUUAGAGCUCAACGAGGACAUCAGGGCAUCCCAGCAUCUCUGUCCCACUCAACAGGCAACAUUUCUUCCAUCGGUGACCAGUCCGACUCCACAUACACAAAUACUGCCACUCACACCGGACGAUUGCGAUCUCGUAGUCUUCCACGAGAAGGUGGCCGUCUGAUGGACAGCGAUGAGGAUGACGAUGACAAUUACGAUGAUGAUGAUGACGAUGACGAGGAAUUGUCACCCUACGAAGCGGAGGAUUUUAUUCCUUCUGGCCCAAGUCCGAGGAUGAAAAUGAUGAUGAUGAAGGAUGAAGAGGAGAGCACUGAUGACCAGGCAGCUCCUGAGCCACUGCAACUAGGGAGCCUAAAACGGUUGCAGCGAUCUGGGGAAAGAGAUAGAGGAGGAGGGAGCCCAGAGCAUUGCUGGAUGGAGAGAGGCCGUUCUCGCUUGCCCCGCAAAGCUGACAUGGGCAGCUGUGAGAUCUCUUCAAGUUCUGAUACUUUUAGUAGCCCGAUUCACUCAGUGUCUACAUCUGGAGUACUGAGUAGCCAUGUAGACCACAAGGAAGACCAUCAGUCAUCAAGUGGCAAUUGGAGUGGUUCCAGUUCUACCUGCCCAUCCCAAACCUCUGAAACUAUCCCUCCACCUUCUUCACCACCACUUACAGGCUCAUCGCACUGUGACUCUGAGCUAUCACUCAACACUGUACCCAACACCAUAGAUGAGGGAUUUUCACUGGACCCCGCGUACCAUUCUGAGAUGAGACCUCAAGGACCAGGCCAAAGGUCGAGUUCAUUCACGUCCUCAGCAACAGACCAGCUGGAUGAUGCAGGGGUUAGUACAGCUAGUGAGGGGGAAUGGGCAUAUCCUCCAGAUCAGGACCAUCUUGACGCAGACCAAUACAGUGAACAGACCCAAAAUCUAUGUCCAGCCCAGGACUAUAACUCCAAGCAAGCUCUCGAAGACCAAACAUGUUACAGCGAAAAAAGCAACAACACUGACAAAGACACUGGCUCUCAUUACUUGUCUGAUGCAGAGGGUUACGCAUCUGAGCAAUUAGGGAAAAGUAAUCAGAGUUACAGAGACUACAUAUACAACUAUGCAGACCUAGGAACUUGUUGUGGACAAGCCAACAUCGUGGCAGCACACCCGAUAUCCCAUGGUGUUUACCCCUCAACCUCACCUGACUACAGGACAGGCACUAUGACGCUGGGAAGGCCCUGCCGUCCACUGAGGAAACCCAAACUUAAACCACCGCCGCCUAUGCGAACAUCCUCCCUGAAAGAGGCUAGUAGUAGUGUUGAUGUAGGAACAGACACACAGGCAGAUCAAGACCAACCAAAGAUGGUUAGUGAGCAAGACCUUGCAUUGUCUUCCACGGAUAUCAAGUUGGAACUGGAACUUGGAGGCAUUCCAGAACCGUUAGAGACAUCUUGUCUUGUGGCAGAGCCUAUGGGAACGUGGGUAAUGGGAUUAGGAGAAACUGUUGACAUAGUGGAACCCAUGUCCUUUAGCUCAGCAGACACACACUCAUUUAAGGAUGAAGGAGCUGUGCAAUCUGACUAUGCAGACCUGUGGCUUCACAAUACGGAGUUGAAGUCCAACAAUUGUGAGUACAAAUCCCUAUCUAACUCAAGUACAGCAACAGGCACAACUGUUAUGGAUUGUAUGAAAUCACCAGACAGCUCUUCCUCCUCCACUGACACACAAUCCCAGACUCUUUCCCAGUCUUCUGAGACGAGACCUGCUAGUCCACCUCACCCACCUGGAGACUUCAAACUUGGAUCACCUGAGAAGUUGGCUGGCCUGGCAUCCCCAUCCAGUGGCUAUUCAAGUCAAUCAGAAACACCAACUUCUACUUUGCCCUCAACUUCAGCAGCAUUCUUUCCAGGACCGCUGUCCCCCUCUACCGGCAAAAGAAAGCCUAAAGUGCCCGAGAGAAAAUCUUCUCUUUCAUCCUUGCAACACCUUCCCAGGGAUGUAACUUCUAUUGCCUCUGCUUACAAGAGAGACCCAGACUUCCCACCUCCACCUUCUCAGCUUGAUCUUAAUAUUCUUCAUGGUGGGUAUGUCAGACAUUCACUGUCACAUAGAACACCACACCUGCACACACUUCACCACAGCAAACACAGAUUAGCAAAUGUUAUUCCAAGUGGAACAAAGAUGAUAGUCAAUGACACCAUAAAUACAAAUCCCCCACCAUGUGAAAACUCUGCUGUUUUGAUUCCAAGCUCAAACUUGUUGGCGAUAACGCCAUCAAUUCUCCGUUCAGUCCAGCUUCACUCGGUAAGCAAAUCUAGCAAUGUCAUGACCAGCACAGACCUUGAGUCUACAAGUGGCACAACAACUGUUACCAAACCCAAAUUUCCUCCUAGUGGUGCCACUCUAGCACCUCCCCCAAUCAACACUAGGCCGCUUCCUCCUCGCAGACCGCCCCCUAGACCUCCAACUCAGGACCACACCUCGUCCCCUGAUCAUGCUCAGCCCCCACCACCAGGACGUCACCCCGAUGGGCCUCCAUCUUAUGAAAGCCUAUUACUUAGACAAGAUCGAUACGGGCCUGGAACGUUCUGGUCAAUGACAGCAUUCAGGACCCGUAUAGAUCCAUUUUCAGAACUAUCUGAUGACAGUUCGCCUUUGCAUCGACCAGUGCCACGAGCCCCUCAUCCUUCACCAGUGGAUCUACACACACAUAUCCGCUCACACACAGAGUUUAGAGGGCUCACGCAUUCAGCUCGCGCACACCCAGAGUUUCGGAUUUUGGGGGAACGUUCUUUUUCCCAAGAUGAUGAUGAUGAUGAUGAAGAUGAGGAAGAAGAGGAACAAGUAAAAGAAUCACAGAGGGCCACAUGUCACAGGGUGGGCAUGCGAUCAGAUCACCCUCCCCCUCCAGCCUAUGAUUUUGCCGGAGGAUCCCACCUGGACUCAGGGCCCUGGACUAGUCCAGCCAAAGUGCCUGGUACCACAGUGGAGACAUCGCAUCCUUACCUAAUCAGCGAUGCAAGAAGGGUAAGACAAGUGGUGCAGGAAGAAGAAGAAGAGACAUCAGGUGCUACCAAAAGUGCCCAUCACCUGCUGCCACAUGACAAUAAGGACGACUCCACCACCCCUGAAACAGAAGACUACUUCAGUAAAGAUUCUACACCAACAGACAACUCACUUUCCCCUUUGACGGAUGACCCCAAAUUUGAUGAUGAUAUUACAACAUCCCCCAACAAGUCCAGAACAACCGAGGAUCUGUUUGCCAUGAUACACAGAUCAAAGAGAAAGGUCCUGGGCCGUAAAGAUUCAGGAGACCUAAAUGUGAAGUCUCGUCUUUGCCCCGCAGUACCAGUGAAUCCCAACAGUGUCACCAAUGCCAUUAUGCCACCACCCCCUCCACUCAACACCCCCGUCACCAUAGCCAGUGCUUCUGGCUCACAACGUGUCCCUGUUCCAAUCUACCGCAGCGCAAAGAAAUCCAGUACAUCCAGUGAGGAGUUCAAACUACUGUUGCUUAAGAAAGGAAGCAGAUCUGACUCAAGUUACCGCAUGUCGGCCACAGAAAUUCUGAAGAGCCCUAUAACUCCAAAAACCCAUGGGGAGUCCAUUUUGGAAGGCCCCUUAUGUCAAGCUGAAGAGGCACCCUUAGUGCACCAGGAAUCACCACUUUCUAACUUAGACCCAAUCCAGAUACCAGGCCUCUUUCCCAGGGCCAACUCUGAGAGCUUCACCCCGAAAAUACUGCCUAUGACUGCUGCAUCUCGACAGGGACGUUCUCGGGUCCCACCAGUAGCCAACAGUAGUCGCUAUAGUACUCGUAGCCGCCUCUACACUGCUCCCAUGCAAGCCAUUUCUGAAGGGGAGACAGAGAACUCAGAUGGAAGUCCCCAUGAUGAUAGAUCGUCUUAAAAUUUGUUGACAGACAUUCGCUUUUUUUAAGUGGCCCCAUUCCUACUUUUAUAAUAUUGGGUGUCAGUUGAUGCCUUUGGCCUAUUGCACCCCAAAAUCUGACUGUUGCUAAAAUGUGCCCAGUAUUUGGAGCUGCAAUGGAAUUUUUGGGUUUCAGAUGUUGCGAGAAACUGAAUGACAAAGGGUCAUUAAAACAUGAAGAAAAAAAAAACGUUUACUACAACUAUAUAAAAAAGCUAACACACUCAUAGAUAAAAUACCUAUUUUGAUUCAACUGUCUUUUAUAUAUCUAUAUUAAAAAAAGAGUUGCAAAUUAAAGAUAUGACAUUUGGUGAAAGGACUGCAUGUACAAGAACAUGCAAGAUUCACUGAUAUUUGUACUUCCUGUCUUGUGCGGUGUGGGCGUGUGUGUUGUUGAGGAAUUGCUUUCUUACAAAAUUGAAAAUUCAUACAAAUGUAAUAUUCUUCCAGCUGUUGGUGCCCAAAGCAGUAACCAGACUUUGCAUAAGCGCAUUAUAAAUAUUCCUGCCAACAAGCAAGGUUUGUCUUGUGCUUGGGUUCCAAAAUGCUCUUAACACAAGACCAAGUUUUCCAUUAUUUCCAUCAGCAGACCUGGGAUCAAGAGCAUACCAUAAAGACAUCCACAUAUUUCUUCACAUAAAUUGUAUCCUGAAAUUGAAUAUGAUGCAUGUAUUUUUGUAAAACGUCUCAGAACAUGAUAACGUUUCAUCAUGUUGCAUGACCCUUAUGGAAACAUCCCCUAGAUUCUUAACUGUCAACAUUUUCGUGGUUCCUUUUUAUCGUAGGAAUAACGAUCCUGUGAAAAGAUUUAGUGACAUUUGUAACACAUCGCCAUUGAUCUAAAGUGAUUUUUCUGGGAUUUUUAAGGCGCAAGGGGCCCAUUACUAUAAGUAGACAAGGUCCAAUUAUAGAAGACUUUGGGACAAUCGCACAGUGGCCUUUCUCUGCUAGAUUUGCUUGUGGCAGGGGUUCCCAACCUAUUCCACUAAGGCACACUGUGGGUGCAGGAUUUCAUUCUUACCAAACAAGAUGACAACACUUUUUCCCCAAUCUGGUGUUUUACAAGUGCAAUCAGUUGAUUGCAGUCAGGUGUGGCUUGUUUUAGCAGAAGCCUCAUUGGUUCAACUGUCUCUGCUGGAUCGGCUGGAACAAAAACCAGGACCCACAGUGUGCCUUGAGGACUGGGUUGAAAACCCCUGGUUUAGGGUGACUCUACAAUGACCCUGGCUAGAAUCAUAUUUUAAACUAAGCUUAAAACUGUGUCAUGCUGUUUUCACGUAAAGCAGAAACGAAGCAUUUCAAGGCAGUUUUAAAAGCACCAUUCAGUUCAAAUGGUGAAAAUGCUUUAGAGGGUCCUAAAUCGGGUUUACCAGAGAGUCAUUUGCAAAGCUUUCCAAUAACCGACCUCUCUUUUGCACUUGAUGAUUCUUCAAGAAUAUUGAAAAAAAGCUAUAUCUUAUAAGGAAAAUACAUAUGUAUAUUUGUAUUGAAUAGAAAGUCAUAUCUAUAUAAAACAACGUGAAAAAAAAUUUAACAAGCGUGUAGCAAAGAAGAACAGGUCUCAUUGACAUGACAUACAAAUCUUAACAAUGAAUACUGUUCUCUCCUAGUUGCCUAUCCUUCAUUUGCACUGACCCAGUAGCAUGAGACAGGUGAGAGCUCAACCAACGUCCGGUGGUGACCAUUUCAUCUUAACUGAUAAACAUCGAUUAUAUUGUACACACUCCCCCAACUUUUAAAAGUAUUCAUUGAAAAACAUCAUUGACUGGCUCUUGUCUUUCAACUCUAUUUUGUAAUACAGUUUUCCUCAGUCGCUUUGGUACGUUUGUCGGAUCAUUCUCUCCAUUUCCAUAACAAUUUGUGCAUUUCUCAAAACAAUUAGUACAAGCAGCAAAACACCACUGAUUCUCUGCAAAAUCCAGUACGUGGCUCAAAAUCCUUAGUCCAUCGCUCAAAAUCAAAUGUAUGUUUCAAUGAACAUGUCGGUGCUAUCAGAAUGAUAGUCCUUGUGUCAUUGUGUUUGAACAAGACAGUCAAAUUUUGGAUUGAAAUUGUUCUCCCAACAUUUGGUUGCACUCUUCUACCAGCUUCAGACAUUGUAAGGCAAUGAUUGAGAAUACCUGUAUGAUCUACAAGUGUUGCUCUUAUCUCAUCAGGAACGUGCAUAUGUCCUCUCCCUCCUCUGCCUCACCUCCCAAGUCCUCCGCCACCCACCCAUAGGCGGAGUUUGACUUUUGGGGCGGGGGGGCACAACAUGUUGAUGACCCCGAAACGCAGUGUCAGCAAUAAAAUUAACUUACAAGAAUAUUUAUAAUAAUAAGUUGACAAUGAGUGUUUUUUUGUUUCAUAUCAUCCUUGAGGGGAAUUCUAAAUCAGGCUGCUUAGGCAAUACUUUUCGCCAAGAUCGUCAUCCAUUGAAUAUGGUAAGGCCGCCGGUGUCGUGCCAAUGUAGUUACCCCAGUCAUAAAUUGUAUCCCCUGGGUGGAGCCAUAUGGAGGUAGAUUUGUGUCUUUAUUAUUCAAUCAAAAAAACGUUGCUUCAGUCAAAAUAUAUAUUUUCAACCCAAAAAAAGUCGCUUUAAUCUAAAAAAAAAAAAAAAAAUGUGUUUGAAUGCAAAAAUAAAUUUGAAACUCAAAAAAAUGCAUGCGAAAGCUAUUUUUCUUUGAUUUUUUUUUGGGGGGGGGGUGUUGAAGUCAAGUUUUUUUUUUAAUUGAAGCAGCUUUUUUGCUUGAAGUAAUGUUGUACUUGUGUUUGGGCCACAUUUUGGCUAGGACAUUUUUGUCAUUAUUCACUCAAAAAGUUGCUUCAAAAAAUCUAUAUUUUCCACACACAAAAAAUCACUUCAAUCAAAAAAAGACAAAUUUCAAAGAUGGUAAAAGAUUUUGAAUGCGAAAAAAAUAGAGAUUGAGAUAUUUGCAUUUGAACACUUAAUUUUUCUUCGAAAAUGUUUUCGUUGAUUGAAGCAAUCCUUUUUGUGUUUGGGCCAUAUUAUGGGCAAGCCAUUUAUGUCUAAAUCAUUUAAUCCCCCCAAAAAUUUUCAAUCAAAGAAAAAAAAAAUUAUUUGAAGAUUUUUUUUGUGUGUGUGAGAAAUUUAUAUGCAAAGCAAAUGACCGUCUAUGUUGCUAGUCACCUGAUCUGUUCGAAAAAUAAUUUUGACCCAUAUGAAAUUUUUUUUUGUUCAUUUCAUUCAUUUUUGUUGCAGUUUUAUUGCUUUGCAACGUUUAUAUAUAUAGACAAGUCAAUUACAUGCAAUGACACUUUUCGGCCACCAGGGGGGGACUGGCCCCCCGGCCCCCCUUAAUAUUCGCUUAUGCACCCACCUCCUCUUCCUCUUCUCUCUGGCUGUUGACCCUGUCCAAAUGUUUGUCCUUUUCUUACCAAACAUUGUUGUGCACUAACCAUACAACUUCAGGAUGACAUGUUCAGCCAUUUUGCGUGUAAAGACUUCUGCAAUGAACUAAUGCCUAAAGGUCGUGGGAGUUGGGAGGGGGUGAGACUAUUCAAUAGGAAAAUCAGAGACAUUUGCAUGGAUUUACCGAUGCAUUUGCAACUUGUUCAAAGAAACCGGAACUUUUUUUUUAUGUGCACAAGUGACAAAAUGUUGUUGAACAUUGAACAAGUAGUUUUCAGAAUUUCAAGUAUGAUCUGAGAAAUGUACCAAAGCAACUGAGUUAAGAUAACCUUCAGAUUCUAAACGCAGUCCAGCAGUGCACUAAAAACAAUAACUAAAGAAAUAUAAAUAUAUUUGAACUCUUUCACUGCCAUUGACAUCAACCCCUGUUAAUGGCAGCGAAUGAGUUAAGGUUACCGUUAAUAUUCCCAGAAGAAAUAUAAUGCAAAACACUACCAAGCCACGCUGGCCAAAGUAAUUCCAAGGAAAAGGACCAAAGCUGUUCAAAGCUUGAACUCUCACCUGCCUAUCACAGCAAACAUAUACUCAUAUUCAGAGACCGCACUUCAAUAGGAACCAUUCACUGUAUUCUGUGAAUACCUCAGCAAACAUCUUACUCUUUUACUGUAAAUGGAGAUAGAUAGAUAGAUAGAUAGAUAGAUAGAUAGAUAGAUAGAUAGAUAGAUAGAUAGAUAGAUAGAUAGAUAGAUAGAUAGAUAGAUAGAUAGAUAGAUAGAUAGAUAGAUAGAUAGAUAGAUAGAUAGAUAGAUAGAUAGAUAGAUAGAUAGAUAGAUAGAUAGAUAGAUAGAUAGAUAGAUAGAUAGAUAGAUAAAGACAAACAUACUCAGCGAAAUCUAAAACUACAGAACUGACACUGUGUAAGUUGGAGUGAGUAAAAAGCUGUGAAUUGCUCAUUUUCCACUCAUUACAUCCACAUGGCUUCAUGGAACUUGCUCCUGACCAUUAUUUUUAUAUUUUUGUCGUGUUUUUAUCGCAUGCAAUAAGACACAAAUGACAAAAGGGGAGGGGCACCACCAUAUGAUUAUUUUUAUCUGAGGGAUGUCUCCAGAUAAGAAAAGAAUUUGUAUUUUCUGUUCUAUUGUCAAGUUCAAUAGUGUGUUCAAUAGGUGUACAAACUGUCUGGCUAAUUCUGUUUCGUAUAGUUGUGAUCACAACAGGGGUUUAUCUUGUACUGUAUAUCUUACUCACUGGACAAUCAUAUGUUUCAGAAGACUGAAAAGAAAAUGUUAUAGGUAAUUUGGAAAACUUGUGGUGCUGGUCCUAGUCUUUGUUGAGCUGCAAAAGUUGGCGUGAGAGGUGUUUUUUACUUUCAACUGGGGAAAAAAUGAUGAAAUGAUCAAAAGUGACUUAGUUGUUCUACUUUUAUUUGUUCUACUUUUGUUUGUUUCGAUUUUUAUUCGUUUUAAAACUUGAAUUCCCAUUAAUUAUGAAUGAACCCUUGGGGUGAAUGGGUGAUAUCUGCCACUUGAAGAAUGCAAUGUGAAAAUUCGAUUGUAGAACAACAACAAAACUCAAGCAUUGAAUAUUUGUCUGGUGUUUUUGUUUUCCAUACUGUACCUGCCAUUUAUCCCAAUGGUGUACUGCCACCAUUUAUAUCAUUUCUAAAUAUUCAGUGGAUAAAUGACUAACGCCAUUGCAUAUGAAAGACAAGGUGUGAGUUCAACAUUUGAAAUUAAUUCUAGCUCUCAUUUAUAAAACCACAUUUUACAUGGGAGUAUAACAACAACAAAGAUUCUUAAAUUCAUGAAUAUUUUGCUCCAAGUGUUUCAGUGUUUGCAUACAAUUUUGCUCUAAUGAGAUGAAACGGGCACUGGACAUUUUUUUCAAAGGUGUACAGUAUGGAAUAGCACUAAAAAGAGUUUAAAAUUUCAAAUAUAUGUGAGAAAAUACGCAAGCAUAACUGUCUAUUUAAAAAAAAAUGUUCAAGUUUAAAGGUAGCUAGGACAUAACAGAUUUGAAUCAUUUUUGUAUUUUUGUAUAAACCUGUAAAUACAUUUUUAAAAGAAAACAAUGUUGAAAUUCUUCUUUUUUUGUAA